Molecule: messenger RNA, 1427 nt
Organism: Bactrocera oleae (olive fruit fly)
Lineage: Eukaryota; Metazoa; Arthropoda; Insecta; Diptera; Tephritidae
Source: RefSeq, a predicted model, not a curated record
CGCAGACAAUUUAUUAUAUUAUCAGAUACUAUCAACCCUUAUUAUAGUAGGUAACGUACAAAUGAAUUGAAUUCUGUUUCGCAUUUCCUUAUGAUUCAUUAUUCGAUACCAAAUUCAUUCAAACGUUUCCCACUAUUAUAAACUCAGUGUUGUUAUCUGCGUUUUCAAGGAGACCGAUUUCUGUGUAUUUCUGUAAACAACAAUCCAGAUUUAGUAUUCAACGCAUAACGGUAACUAUAAACCACUAGCCGUCCACAAUAUGGGUUUUAACAACAUCGUAAUUUUUGAUAUGAUAAAUAAUGCGUUUUAACUCCAUUACAGUUUACAACUUCACUCAGUUGAAUAUAAAACGAAACAACUGAACUCUUUUUUGGUAUUACGAAUUAUAAUUAAUUUCAGUUAAAGAUGUAUUUUGGUUGCUAACCAAAGAGAACUGUAAAAGUGUUCAUUUGACAGAUGCUUUAACAACAAAAAGUUAAAGGAAUACAAUUUGUUAUACAUAUGCUUGCAACUGUGACCAAGGGUCUUUGUGAUCACCCGCCAAGAUCACUAUCACGAAAAAGUUAGACGAUGACAACUCAACUUUAAUAUCCUGAACAGUUGUUAUCAAUAAUAGCGAAUAAGAAAAAUUUCACUGAAGUAGAAUUGAGUAAGCGAAGUGGCACAGAAGGGGCAUGGGUGGAUGUAGCAGAAGAGCUAUCUAGUACGCAGCACAUCAACUAUGAUGAAGCACCUGCAAUCAUCUCCUAAAAUUAAUGCUCCUUCAAACAAAGAUACUCCGUCACGGAAAAUAGCAAACGGUGGAGAACAUGAUUUAGUGAUUCAACCUAAAACGGCUUUGAUAGCUAUUGAAUCAUCUGCUUCUCAUUCAUCAGUUUCUAUAGAAAAUAAAAGCACUCUUUCUUUUCAGUCAACUUCCUCACUCUAUCUUAAUAUUCAUCAGGGGCAUCUUGAUCGCUGUAUAAAUAAUGCUACUGCUUUUGCCGUUGGACGUUGGAAACAUAACCAAGUAACAACAGCUCUUGUUCGCAUGAUCGCUAUUGAUAAUAUGCCUUUAUCAACUCCAGGAAGAGCAGGAUUCAAAGCGCUUGUUAACAAAAUUCAGCCAUUGUAUUUGGUUGCCACACGAACCGACAUUGACAGCAGCGAUGAUUCAAAAAUACCAGGACUUAUCUAAUAAAGUUAAGGUCGAGAUUCAACAAGCUAAGUCUGUUUGCUUAACGACAGAUAUUUGGACACAGCAUCAUACGAUGAAUAGUUAUCUCGGUUUGACAGUCCACUACUUGAAAGGCUAGUCAAUUAUCAUCAUAACAAACGAUUCUAUAAAAUUUUAUAUCAUUCAUUCAUCUGUAAUUUUUAUUAGGAGUUGAAAUAAAAACCGUUAAGCUAGUAGCUUAUCAUAUGGAAGAGCGUAAAACGAUUGAAAA